UGAAAAUAAUUGAUAGAAAACACCGAUACGUUUAUAUUUAUUAUUUAUUUUUAUUUAAUACUUAGUUUUGUGCUAGACUAUACUCUUCAAUAACUUAUUAGGUAACCAAAAGACAAGAUCAUGGCUGACGAUGAACAGGAUCCUAAAGAAUAUCGAUGGGAAACGGGUUAUGAAAAGACAUGGGAAGCAAUAAAAGAAGAUGAAGAUGGCUUGGUGGAAGGUCUUGUGGCGGAGUUUGCUCAAAAAGCGGCUCGGAAAGCAGCAACCACUCGCCGUGGCCCGGUACGCCUUGGCAUGAUGAGGCAUCUACUUGUAGCCAUCGAUUGUUCUGAAGCUAUGAGUUCACAGGAUCUUAAGCCUACAAGGUUUUUAUGUACAUUAAAGUUAUUGGAGAAAUUUGUAGAAGAAUUCUUUGAUCAGAAUCCUCUUAGCCAAUUGGGAUUGAUUGCAAUGAAAAACAAAAGAGCUGAAAAGAUAACUGAGCUCUCAGGAAAUAUUAGAAAACAUGUCAAAACUGUUCAAGGCUUAUCCAACUUGGCUUUAACAGGAGAGCCAUCACUCCAAAACACUUUGGAACUGGCUGGCAGAGUUCUGAAGCCUCUCCCUGGUCAUGCGUCCAGAGAAUUGCUUGUUCUAUUUGCUUCUCUAACUACAUGUGACCCUGGUGAUAUUACUACAACUAUUCAGAACUUGAAAAAUGAUGGAAUUAGAUGUUCAGUUAUUGGAUUAGCUGCUGAAGUAAGAAUAUGUAAGAAGUUAUGUCAAGAUACAGGUGGGGAAUAUGGGGUAGUAUUGGAUGAUGUUCACUACCGCUCGCUACUCUUAGAACAUACCUCGCCACCGCCGCGAGCCCGUGCGUUGGAUGCUGGUUUAGUAAAGAUGGGUUUUCCACAUACCGCACCACCAGCAACCACUUCUGAUGGUGCGUCUAACGACCCGCCCAUCACUGUUUGUAUGUGUCACUUAGAGGAGGGCGAGGGUGUGGGCGGCGAGGGGCACCUGUGUCCGCAGUGCCGCAGCAAGUACUGCUCGCUGCCCGCGCAGUGCCGCACCUGUGGGCUCACGCUCGCCUCCGCGCCGCAUCUCGCUAGAUCAUACCAUCACUUAUUCCCGGUAGACCCAUUUGAAGAAUUAAAAAAUGAAGGGCAAAGUCAGUUUUGCUUUGCCUGUGUGAGAUCAUUUACCGAUGUUGAUAAGCAGAUAUAUCGCUGCACCCGUUGUAUGGAGUUUUAUUGCUGGGAAUGCGAGAGUAUGAUAGCAUCCACCUUGCACGUAUGUCCGGGAUGCGCGUCUCGACCGCACUUAUAUCAGCGAUUGCCGGAAUCCUCGUGAUAUUAGUUAUAUAUUGUAAAAAGUAUUGUAAUAUAUGAUUGUAAGAAUAAAUUGUGUUUCUUUUAAA
Molecule: messenger RNA, 1399 nt
Organism: Colias croceus (clouded yellow)
Lineage: Eukaryota; Metazoa; Arthropoda; Insecta; Lepidoptera; Pieridae
Gene: Ssl1
Product: general transcription factor IIH subunit 2
Exons: 9
Coding region: 121-1332 (403 amino acids)
Biological process (GO): regulation of transcription by RNA polymerase II; nucleotide-excision repair; DNA-templated transcription
Cellular component (GO): transcription factor TFIIH holo complex; transcription factor TFIIH core complex
Molecular function (GO): zinc ion binding
Source: RefSeq, a predicted model, not a curated record